AUGAAUACAGAAUUUGAAAUGGAUUUCAAACGAAAAUCUUAUAACGUUGGUUUCAUCAAUAAUGCCCCAUAUGCGAAUAUCCAUGCAAAUGAUGAUUUAUGGAAUGGGUUUGAAUUACGUAUGAUUCAAACAUUGGCAUCUUAUUUCAAUUUGACCAUACAUUAUGAACAAUUUAAUGGUGAAUAUGGCAGCCGAAAAUCGAAUGGCACUUGGUCGGGAAUAAUCGGAAAAAUUAUUUUGAAGGAUUUUGAUUUUGUUUUUGGUGGUGUCGCAUUAACUUAUGAUAGAAUGUCUGUCAUUAAUUACCUUUAUCCACAUUGUAUCGACCAAUUUACUUUUGCCACGACUACUACUGGCAGUCAAAUUGAUAUGGAGGUUUUCAUCAAAUCAUUCGAUUGGAUCGAAUGGCUAUUACUUGUAUUUUUUCUAUUUUUCUUAUUUGAUCGAUUAACAAAUUUGGUUGAACACCGAAAAUUCCAUGAUUCUUUCGUAUGGAUUUCAGUAUGUAUAAUAUUUAGACAACCAUAUCGAUUGAUAAAUCGGUCAAAUUCAUCUAGAAAACUGUGUGCCAUUAUAUGGCUAUUUUCGGCAUUGGUUUUGUUCAAUGUAUACUGCUGUCGAUUAUAUUCAAUAUUGACGAUUCGUACUAAUCAUGUGGUUGAUACUGUGGAUAAAUUAGCCAAAGGUGCCGUCCAAAAUAGUAUCAUACCAGUUGUCAUGGAUUCCAGUGUUUAUCAAAUGUUAAACAAUUCUGGUAUAACUUCAUACGAUUUGAUAUCAGAUAAAUCAAUCCAAGUAGCCCAUCUAAAUGAUGGCAUCAAUUUAAUUAUUCAAACUAGUAAGCAGUUGAAGAAAUCUUUCUCCGAAAAGCAUAAAGCCUAUGCAUUUAUAGCCACACGUUUUAGUCUUGAAUUCGCACAGUUGAAUUAUGGUGAUAAACUAAUGUACAUACCGCCACCAACGAUACAAGCUGAAUUCUUUCCAUUGUUCAUUUCCAUACUGUUUGGAGAAACAUUCGAUCAUCGAGACGAAUUUAAUUACAUGUAUGACCAAACUUGA
Molecule: messenger RNA, 1059 nt
Organism: Dermatophagoides farinae (American house dust mite)
Lineage: Eukaryota; Metazoa; Arthropoda; Arachnida; Sarcoptiformes; Pyroglyphidae
Source: RefSeq, a predicted model, not a curated record